Molecule: messenger RNA, 1007 nt
Organism: Pistacia vera
Lineage: Eukaryota; Viridiplantae; Streptophyta; Magnoliopsida; Sapindales; Anacardiaceae
Product: protein FAR1-RELATED SEQUENCE 5-like
Exons: 3
Coding region: 215-850 (211 amino acids)
Source: RefSeq, a predicted model, not a curated record
GGAGCGCUCAGCUAAAACCGCCAGGCAAAAUCCCAAUUCCCUCUAAUAACUAACCGCCACCUACACCCGCCCUUUCUUUUUCCUGCUUUCUUUCUUUCAUUGUUCCUUCUGUUUUCAGAAAAAAAAAAAAAAAAAAAAAACUCUUAGAAAAAUGAUUUUACAAUCACUUUGAAUUUUGACCACCUCCAUCAAACCCAUAAAUAGUUAAAAUCAAAUGGAUUUGGAAACCGCUGUAGAAGACAAAACCAUCAUAACAGAAAGUCUUACUGGAGGUGAGUCUGGUGUUUGUGAAGUUGACACAAACCAGGAACCAUACGAGGGUAUGAUGUUUGAGUCAGAAGAAGCUGCCAAAGCAUUCUAUGAUGAAUAUGCUAGACGAGUAGGAUUUUUGACACGAAUUGUUUCAUCACGUAAGUCUGAGCGUGAUGGGUCAAUCAUCUCUCGUCGACUUGCAUGUAAUAAAGAAGGAUUUAAUGUCAACCGUCAAAAGUCAGGGCGGGUUCGUAUACGAAAGCGAGAAAGCAUACGUGAAGGUUGCAAGGCAAUGAUAUUGGUGAAGAGAGAGAAGCCAGGGCGGUGGGUUGUAACCAAAUUUGUGAGGGAGCAUAAUCAUACUUUAGUAGUUUCUUCCGAAAAUGGUCGACCAGCUCCUGAUGAGAAAGACAGGAGAAUCCGAGAGCUAUCUUCCGAGUUGCAUCGUGCAAAUCAACAGUUAGCUGCGUGUCGAGAGCAGUUGCGAAUGUUCAUGUCAUAUAUUGAGGAGCAUACCAAGUGCCUAUCGAAAACAGUCGAAGGGGCUGUUCAUGACAUAAAAGAGGUUGAAUCUCAUGAACCUAAUCUCCAUGGUUAACCUCUGGCAUUUCCAGUGAAUAUUUAAGAAACUUUGUACUCUUGUAAAUAGGUAAAGGGGUCAACUAAAUUAUUUAACCCUAUAAUAUAUCUCAUUCCAGAUUUUGAAUACUCCCUAGAGAACCAUGUUCAUCUUCUACAUGUAUACUUUGUAGAGU